AUGGCCGUUUUCCGGCUGGACCCCUGUGGGAUCAUCUGUAUUCUGAUCACGUACCUUGCCGUGUUUUAUGCCGACUAUGUCGUCGUCAGACACAUUGUGCUGCCUUCUAUGACCGAUUCAUUAUGGGGAUCCUUAUGUGCUGUAGUCUUCAACACCAUCAUUUUCUUGCUAAUUGUAUCACAUCUGAAAGCUGUCCUUUCAGACCCUGGGAUUGUACCUAUCCCGAAAACAAGUAUGGAUUUUUCUGACAUACAUUCAGACUCAUCAAAACUUAAAACGAACGAUGGAUGGACUGUGUGCAUGAAAUGUGAAACAUACCGCCCACCCAGGGCUCACCAUUGUCGAGUCUGUCGCAGAUGUGUUCGGCGCAUGGACCAUCAUUGUCCGUGGAUCAACAACUGUGUUGGAGAGUAUAACCAGAGGUUUUUCAUCCAGUUCCUCUUCUAUGUUGGUCUGGCUAGUGUGUUUGCAAUAACUCUCGUUGUCAUAGCCUUGUUGACACAGCCGCAGAUUAGAAAGGAAUACAGACAAAACAGACUGCUGCACUGUGUCUUACUAGUAAUUGAAAGCAUCUUGUUUGGUCUUUUUGUCAUCGCCAUCGGCUGUGACCAGAUGUCAGCAAUUUGUCAUGAUGAGACUGCAGUUGAAUAUGUGAAGAAAGAAGGAAUAUUUCGACCAAAGAAGUCUCGGCUGGUCUUGCUUCAGGAAGUGUUUGGGAGAAGUCACCCGUUGCUCUGGCUGUGGCCAUUUCAAGAUGUUCAUGUAACAGAAUCUCAGGAGCCCUUACAAUAUGUGUGA
Candidula unifasciata is the source of this 798-nucleotide messenger RNA. Lineage: Eukaryota; Metazoa; Mollusca; Gastropoda; Stylommatophora; Geomitridae. The record is from the annotation of a GenBank genome assembly.